GGAGUCUGCCUCUAUCCAUAGAUGUCCCAAUGGGAGGAUCUGAAACUUGAGACAACUUCUAUCCUCGUAGCCAAAUGAUUGGAUCCUUCACCGACAGAAAGAAAAAAAAAACCUCCCAAGAAAGCAUGCUGGAUCUCUGAAAGUGCUUAGAGGGAUUUCGGAAACGAUUGGAGGAGUAGGAAGGUCCCUCCCCGCCUGCACCUGACUGGAAGCUAUUUACAGCACUUUUCAAGAAGUCUGUGCUUUAGUAGUGGCACUUCUCUGCAGUGCAUGAUCCCAGCAGUGCCCAGACCAUGCUAUAGAGAGCGGGCUGGGCUACAGGAGCACUCAUUCUGGGAACCGUUACUUUCCACGCUCUGGGGACCAGCCAGGUCCCUCUUCACUGAAAAUGCCACGGUCCUUCCUGGUCAAGAAACACUUCAACUCCUCUAAGAAACCUAAUUACGGAGAGCUGGACAACCAUACAGUAAUCAUCUCCCCGUUCCUGUAUGAGAGGUACCCUGUGUCAGUGAUCCCGCCAGCAGACAUCCUCAGCUCCGUUGCCUACAGCCCCAUCACAGUAUGGACUAGUCUGCUCCCCUCUCCCCUGCCCAAUGACCUGUCCCCCCUCUCAGGAUACCCGUCCUCAUUAGGACACAUCAGUCCGCCUCCUCCGUCCGACACCUCAUCCAAGGACCACAGUGGCUCUGAGAGCCCGAUCAGCGACGAGGAGGAGCGGAUCCAGUCCAAGCUCUCCGAAGCGCACGUAAUAGAGGCGGAAAAGUUCCAGUGCGGUCUGUGCACUAAGACCUACUCCACCUUCUCCGGGCUGGCCAAGCACAAGCAGCUGCACUGCGAUGCCCAGGCCAGGAAGGCGUUCAGCUGCAAGUACUGUGAGAAGGAGUACGUCAGCCUGGGAGCACUGAAGAUGCACAUCAGGACGCAUACCUUACCCUGUGUCUGCAAGAUCUGCGGCAAAGCGUUCUCCAGACCCUGGCUGCUGCAAGGACACAUCAGGACCCACACAGGAGAAAAGCCAUUCUCAUGUCCACAUUGCAACAGAGCUUUUGCAGACAGGUCAAAUUUGAGAGCUCACCUGCAAACCCAUUCAGAUGUGAAGAAAUAUCAGUGCAAAACUUGCUCCAAAACUUUUUCCAGAAUGUCCCUGCUUCACAAACAUGAGGAGUCUGGCUGCUGUGUAGCACACUGACACUCUCCAGUCAACAGAUGUUUACCAGGACUGAUCAAGCACAUUCAGGGUUCCUACUGCAAGGGCAUGGGGACAGUUCCAAAGGUAUUACCUCUGCCUGUUGAGGAGACAAGCCAAAUUUUCCAAAUCUCUUCAAUGUGGAUCUGAAAGAUGAACAAUAUUUUUCAGGAUUGCUGUAAUGAAACUUAUGGCCUACAAGAACCAAAUACUUCCUGACUUGAAUAAAUGCCUAAAAAGCUACAUAGCUGAUUCUUGCCAAAAUCAUUUCAGCUGGACAGUAUUUUUAUGUGACAGUGCCUUAAUAAUUCCUCAGUAUCUCUCAGGUGCAUUCUCAGCCAUACAGUUGCAUUUUCUUGAUGUACUGAAUGGACUAAAAUUAUUACCUAGAUUCCAUUUUUACAUUUACACAAUGCAAAUGGUCAAUCAAAACUUAGCAAAAGUUACCCAAUAUGCUGUUUAAGAGCAAUACAUAAUGUGCCUUAAGGAACUUGUGGAUUUAAACAUUAAGCAUUGUACCUUUUUUCUGAACAAAAAAAACAUUGUCAUUUUAUUUUUAUUUUUUUAUAAUGGGAGCAAGUGCAAAAAAGUGUGAGGGUUUAUGGGAGGUGAAACUGUAGAUACUGAAGUGCACAAAGUAAAUGAUAUGUACAAUUUCAGCAUUCUCUACAUAAAAUCCCUCUGUGCCUUUUUUUUAUAAUAUUUUGUAAAAUAUGUAAAUAUAUUGUAAAUGGUUAUAUUUUUAUAUAUGUUCUGAGUGUAGAGUGAAUGGGAGAAAGGCUGCAUGCAGCUUUCUGGACUAAUUGAAGAAUGAGAGAGAUACAUUUUUUAAAAAAUAAAAUAAAAUUUUUGAAUAUA
Messenger RNA from Pseudophryne corroboree (corroboree frog), 2044 nucleotides. It is a transcript of the gene SNAI2, whose product is annotated as snail family transcriptional repressor 2. The coding region runs from base 389 to 1189 and encodes 266 amino acids. The transcript is spliced from 3 exons. The record is from RefSeq and is a predicted model, not a curated record. NCBI's taxonomy places the organism in Eukaryota, Metazoa, Chordata, Amphibia, Anura, Myobatrachidae. Gene Ontology annotation, molecular function: RNA polymerase II cis-regulatory region sequence-specific DNA binding; DNA-binding transcription factor activity, RNA polymerase II-specific. Gene Ontology annotation, biological process: regulation of DNA-templated transcription.